Molecule: messenger RNA, 1175 nt
Organism: Polyodon spathula (Mississippi paddlefish)
Lineage: Eukaryota; Metazoa; Chordata; Actinopteri; Acipenseriformes; Polyodontidae
Product: inosine-5'-monophosphate dehydrogenase 2-like
Exons: 3
Biological process (GO): GTP biosynthetic process
Cellular component (GO): cytoplasm
Molecular function (GO): IMP dehydrogenase activity
Source: RefSeq, a predicted model, not a curated record
UGUAGUAAAAUACACGGAUGCUCUGUACAGAUAUCUAAUAGAAGGAUAGUUUUCAUGUAAAUAGUGUUGAUUCGGGCUUGGGGUUUAUGCAGCACAGUGCCCAACACCCACACUGUUCAGGAGUCUGUAGUGGGAAGCGUGGCGAGUGAAGGCGAGUUUCUCUCGUCUGUCCCUGCUGGGCUCGUCUGUCCCUGCAGUGAUCGUGCUCGAUGCUGGGCUCGUCUGUCCCUGCAGUGAUCGUGCUCGAUGCUGGGCUCGUCUGUCCCUGCAGUGAUCGUGCUCGAUGCUGGGCUCGUCUGUCCCUGCAGUGAUCGUGCUCGAUGCUGGGCUCGUCUGUCCCUGCAGUGAUCGUGCUCGAUGCUGGGCUCGUCUGUCCCUGCAGUGAUCGUGCUCGAUGCUGGGCUCGUCUGUCCCUGCAGUGAUCGUGCUCGAUGCUGGGCUCGUCUGUCCCUGCAGUGAUCGUGCUCGAUGCUGGGCUCGUCUGUCCCUGCAGUGAUCGUGCUCGAUGCUGGGCUCGUCUGUCCCUGCAGUGAUCGUGCUCGAUGCUGGGCUCGUCUGUCCCUGCAGUGAUCGUGCUCGAUGCUGGGUACGCUCUCGCCAGGCACAGAGCGAUAGAAUCGGAUUUUUAAGCAGGCCGUUGGGGUCGCGUAUAGCACGGCGCCCUAGGCAGCCAGCCCGCCUACAUCACUGUCGUGUGUGUGUGUAAAGGAAGUGACGAUCCGGGACAGUCUUCGUAUCCCCGCGGAAGCGGUUGUCCUGUAGAAACACGUUGUGGAUUGUGGAGGAGGCAAGCGGGGUCUUGCGGAGAAACCGAGUCAACUGGACUGCUUCGUGCGACGCAAACCGACCGUACACACAGACACUCUCGCACUGCAGAGCAGAGAGCGAAACCACGCUCAGCGGACCCCAGUCGUUCUCCGGUUUUUCUCGACCGGGAAAGCAUGGCGGAUUAUCUGAUCAGCGGCGGGACAGGAUAUGUCCCGGAGGACGGGCUUGCGGCCCGGCAGCUUUUCAACUGCGGAGACGGGCUGACAUACAAUGACUUCCUCAUCCUGCCUGGGUACAUCGACUUCACAGCGGAUCACGUGGACCUGACCUCUGCCCUGACGAAACGCAUCACACUGAAGACCCCCCUGGUCUCCUCUCCCAUGGACACAGUGACCGAGUCCAGCAUG